This is a messenger RNA of Echinostoma caproni, 828 nucleotides long. Lineage: Eukaryota; Metazoa; Platyhelminthes; Trematoda; Plagiorchiida; Echinostomatidae. The record is from the annotation of a GenBank genome assembly.
CGCAGGGAUUUGAAAGAACCUCGAAUUGAUCGAACUAUUCGUGCAUCGACUGAAUCCAGUUCGGUCCAUGUCCCGAUCCCCGGAAGAAAAAGACCACUGGAAUCGAGUCCGCGUCUUUCCAAUGUAAAAACGUACGCUAGCGGUGAGGAGACUGCCACGGUAUUGGCACGCGGGAUCGUGCCAACCGAGCUGGGACCAUCAACUGUUCCUUUCAUAGUCGCAGCCACGAGUGGCGAUCCUCGGGUCGGUCGAUCGUCCACACGUGAUCGCUCAGGUGAUCAUCAAACGGAACGACAGCCUCGACUCUCCGAAUCCCUGACCCAAUUACCCUUACAUACUGAAUCCCGAGUCGCUCCCCAGGAAGUAGUUCCCUCCACUGCCUGUUUGUCCUCCUCUUCCUCAUCCUCAUCGGAACUCAGGUGUUUACAAGUCCCUCAGAUCACAAUACGCUCAACUACUAGUAGUAAUGAUCGUCCUCUUGUAAAUCCAACAUUCUGGGCCCCAACGCACGUACAACAUUCAAAAUCGACGAGUAAAGAUUCUCUUACACCAGCCAGUGCUCGUCGCGGUGGAUCGGUAACUCUGGACUUAUCAGAUUCUGUGGACCGUGUCUCAAAACCGUUACAAUCAGCGCUCAAGGUGAAAAAUACACUGGCCAAUAUCAACACAGUGUUCUCACUGGUGAGUAUGGACAAAACAGGCCGACCGAAACGAAAGCACUCCGACCGGACAGUGAACACGUACAACAACACAUUGACCGGGACCGUGAUGGUGGUGCGUGUGAGCAGUAGACUAGACAUUGCAGCUCCGGACACGUGCCUCGACUGA